UGAGAGGGCUCGGUGCGGAGGGAGGCAGCAUGGACGGUGCCGGCGCGGAAAGGCGACCGCCGCCCCCCGCUGUGAUGGAAGCGGACUGCGGCGCCGGCGAAGGCUUCAUCAGCGUCCGGAAGCGGAAGCGGCGGGGCGUUGGCAUGGAGACGAGCGGGGCGCCGAGGAAGCGGCCCGAUUUCCCACCUCUUCGCGGCGAGGCCCUUGGGGGUGGAAAAGAUGAAAUGAGGAAAAUUCCAGUGCCAGCAAACAGAUACACACCUUUGAAAGAGAACUGGAUGAAAAUUUUUACUCCAAUUGUAGAACACUUGCAGCUUCAAGUUAGAUUUAAUUUAAAAACAAGGAAUGUAGAGAUAAAGACUUGUAAAGAAACGAAAGACAUAAGUGCUUUGACAAAAGCAGCUGAUUUUGUGAAAGCUUUUAUACUUGGAUUUCAAGUUGAGGAUGCACUUGCUCUCAUCAGAUUAGAUGACCUUUUCCUAGAAUCAUUUGAAGUAACAGAUGUUAAGCCUUUAAAAGGAGAUCACCUUUCUCGAGCAAUAGGAAGAAUUGCAGGGAAAGGUGGAAAAACAAAAUUCACUAUUGAAAAUGUAACAAGGACGCGAAUAGUCCUUGCAGACUCGAAAGUUCAUAUUUUAGGUUCUUUCCAGAAUAUUAAAAUGGCACGAACAGCAGUUUGCAAUCUCAUCUUAGGAAGUCCUCCAUCAAAGGUGUAUGGCAAUAUUAGAGCCGUCGCCAGUAGAGCAGCAGAAAGGUUUUAAGACCAAGGACGCUGAUUCAGCACUGUAGGGUUUUCUACACAAGAAAUGACCCAUACACAGAAGUGGAAUCACAAGAACAAACACAGUAAUUCCCAUAUCCAUCACGGCAGUAGAGAAGAGCUGCUGAAGCGGUGUUCAAAAUCAGGCAUACUAUCAAAUUGUUAAACAUAUUUAAGUGAAGUCUGUAUAAUAAAAGGUGGCUCGCUGGGUUUUACUCUAGCUAA
Messenger RNA from Elgaria multicarinata webbii, 985 nucleotides. RefSeq names its product partner of NOB1 homolog (gene PNO1). Gene Ontology annotation, molecular function: RNA binding. The transcript is spliced from 7 exons. NCBI's taxonomy places the organism in Eukaryota, Metazoa, Chordata, Lepidosauria, Squamata, Anguidae. Gene Ontology annotation, cellular component: nucleolus. Bases 30 to 761 code for a protein of 243 amino acids. The record is from RefSeq and is a predicted model, not a curated record.